This is a messenger RNA of Diceros bicornis minor, 937 nucleotides long. RefSeq names its product Frey regulator of sperm-oocyte fusion 1 (gene FREY1). Lineage: Eukaryota; Metazoa; Chordata; Mammalia; Perissodactyla; Rhinocerotidae. The coding region runs from base 466 to 765 and encodes 99 amino acids. The transcript has 3 exons. The record is from RefSeq and is a predicted model, not a curated record.
CCUGGAACUCUCGCAGCCACUUUCCGGCCUGGUGGAUGGUCGUGUCUCUCAUGACCUCACUGACCGUGACCUCUGCUGAGGGCCUACUGUGUGCCAGACCUUGGGCACAUUAUCCGUGAACCUCACCUAUAGAUGAGAAAAAGGCCUACAGAGAUUAAGUGACGUGUCCACUCGCAAGAGGCAAGGAUUUGAACUGAGAUCUGACUCCAAAAGUCUGUGCCCUUAACGCUUGGGCAGUGACACCGGAACAAGACGUGGUUUGCCACCUGUUGGCCCGCAGCCUCAGUAAAAUAAAACCAACAGAAAACAAACCUCACGGCGGAGGUUUCUGGCCUAGGCUCGGGGCUGGUGCUGACGCUGAGCCCUGGAACUAACGCCCUUUGUGAGGUUGCCCUGGGAGCUGGCAGCAGGUUCCGUCCUGCGGGGGUAGGGGCCAGAAGCCAGGAUCAAGGACCUGAGUAGAAGAUGGUUCUUGCCAUGCUGGGGGCUCUGUACCCCAGGGCCCGGCUGAGCCUCUUCCUCCUCUACCUCGUCCUGGCAGCUGCCCUCCUCCGCCCCCAGCCGCUCAGGCCUCAACGAUCUGUUCCCGAGGAAUUUUCAGCCCCCCUGGAACUCUCGCAGCCGCUUUCCGGCCUGGUGGAUGAUUACGGGGUCCGACCGAAGCACCCAUGGCCACGAGGGCCUCGACCCCUCCUCUCCCAGGCCCAGCAGCGCAAGCGGGACGGGCCAGACAUGGCUGAGUAUUACUACGACGCACACCUGUGAUGGGCGCCCCUUAUAAAGUUAUUCUGUGCAGCAAUGGCGUGGGCUCUCCUGGGAUCGAACAAACUGGGCAUGGGAGGGGUCCAAGCAGAUACACCCACUGCGGUCCAGGCAGGAAAUGGCACUUUAAUAGUUGUGGCCAGUGUGACAGGACCAAGCUGGGGCUACAGCUGAA